AGCAUGCCCCGCCCCGCCGCUGGGUGGCUCAGUCCGCCGGCAGCCGCGCGCGGGGCGCUCCGGGCGCGGGGACGUCCACGCCGCGCCGCCCUCCCUGUGAGCGCGAUGCCCGGCCCGCCGCGCCCCCGGGCCCGGGUCCCGCUGCUGCUGUUGCUGCUGCCGCCGCUGCUGCUCGCUCUGGCGGCCCGCGGGAGCUGCGCCGCGCCCGCGCCCAGCGCCGAGGACCUCAGCCUGGGGGUGGACUGGCUGAGCAGGUUCGGCUACCUGCCCCCGCCGGACCCCACAACGGGGCAGCUGCAGGCACCAGAAGAACUGUCCAAGGCCAUUGCAGCCAUGCAGCGGUUUGGGGGCCUGGAGGCCACCGGAGUCCUGGACCAGGCCACCUUGGCACUGAUGAAAACCCCACGCUGCUCCCUCCCUGACCUCCCUGCGGCCCCAGCUCGAAGGAGGCGCCAGGCUCCGGCCCCCACCAAGUGGAGCAAGAGGAAUCUGUCAUGGAGGGUCCGCACCUUCCCGCGGGACUCGCCCCUGGGCCGCGACACGGUGCGAGCGCUCAUGCACUACGCGCUCAAGGUCUGGAGCGACAUCACGCCCCUGAAUUUCCACGAGGUGGCGGGCAGCCGCGCCGACAUCCAGAUCGACUUCUCCGCCGCCGACCACAACGACCGCUACCCCUUCGACGGCCCGGGAGGCGCGGUGGCCCACGCCUUCCUCCCUGGUGACCACCACACCGCCGGGGACACCCACUUCGACGACGACGAGGCCUGGACCUUCCGCUCCUCAGAUGCCCACGGCAUGGACCUGUUCGCGGUGGCCGUCCACGAGUUUGGCCACGCCAUUGGGCUGGGCCAUGUGGCGGCCCCGCGCUCGGUCAUGCAGCCCUACUACCAUGGCCCUGUGGGUGACCCACUGCACUACGGGCUGCCCUACGAGGACCGCGUACGCGUCUGGCAACUGUACGGCGUGCGGGAGUCCGUGUCCCCCACGGCACAGCCAGACACCGAGGAGCCCCCCCUCCUGCCGGAGCCCCCCAACAAUCGGUCCAGCACACCAUGGCGUGGGCACAGCUGCUCUCCCAGCCUGGCUGUGCAGAGGGUCAUGCCGAGCGUGAUUUCCUCUCAGCCUUUGCCCCAGUCACCUGCCGCUGCCUCCACCUCCCCCACCCUGCCUGCCCCCCCCUGCCACCGCCAUCUGCCUUCUGCCUCCAUGAAUCUACCUUGUCCGUGGACCUCAUCAGGCGUCAUUCCCCACGUGGUGCCGUCUGGUUUUCUGACGGUGGCCAUCAAGUGGGUGCGAGGCCUGGCGGGUACUGUGGAGCGGGGCAGACUCACGGGGUGGCUGAGCCCCGCCCGGCUCUUUCUCUCCCCAGGAGACAGAUACUGGCUGUUUAAGGACAAUAACGUAGAGGAAGGAUUCCCGCGGCCCAUCUCUGACUUCGGCCUCCCACCCGGCGGUGUCGACGCCGCCUUCUCCUGGGCCCACAAUGACAAGACUUAUUUCUUUAAGGACCAGCUGUACUGGCGCUAUGAUGAGCACACACGGCGCAUGGACCCCGGCCACCCCGCCCAGAGCCCCCUGUGGAGGGGCGUCCCCAGCACGCUGGACGCCGCCAUGCGCUGGUCCGACGGGGCCGCCUACUUCUUCCGUGGCCAGGAGUACUGGAAGGUGCUGGAUGGGGAGCUGGCGGUGGCGCCCGGGUACCCGCAGUCCACAGCUCGGGACUGGUUGGUCUGCCGUGACCUGCAGACCAGCCCUGAGAGCACGGAUGGACAGGCAGGGGCCCACGCCCGGCCAGGACAGACCGACCAGAGUCGCUCAGAGGACGGCUACCAGGUGUGCUCCUGCAGCUCCCUGGCCUCCCGUCCCCCCGGGGCCUCGGGCCCGCUGUUGGCCGCCGUGCUGCUGCUGACGCCAAGCAUGCUGUGGACAGCCGCCCAGGCCCUGGCACUCUGACAGCCGGCGCUGGCCUGCGAGAGGACAGGGGUCACAGCCUGGGUCCACACGGGCAGGGACGAAUGCCCUCGCCCCGCCAGCGUCUGAAACAGAAACUUCCCGAGCUUCGUGGGCACGGCCUUGAGGACCCAGCCUGACACCCCCGAGUGAAGCCCCUGCUCCAGCCUCCAGGACGGGGGACAGGCAGCCCCUGGCACUGUUCCUCGGCCAGUCAGCACUGACACUGGGGCACCGUCCACGCAGCUUUACUGCCUCUGCCCGCCCUGGCCUGCCAGGUGGGAGUCGGGGAGAUGCUAUCAAGGCCAGGUGGGGACGGGAGCCGUCCUUCCAGCCAGCAAGAGACUGGAUCACAUAGAACCUCAUUGAUGGGCCACGCAGCAGGGCUGGGGGCGUUCACUCAGGCCUUCCCCUGCCCCUGGGGCCCUGGACACCGCUGCCUGGCCGGCACUGCCACUCAUUGCGUCCACACUGCCGCCCCUGGUCCCUGGUGCUUCUGCUCACCCUUGGGGGCUUUUGUCCCUGGUCCCCAUGGGACUGCUGAUGGCCUUGCUCAGGGCAGCCCCCAACACUCAGACAAGCCCCCCAAGCUGGGGUCACCACUGGCCUCCCUUGUGAUACCUGCAGACAAACACGACCUCCCCUGCUUCAUAACAGUGCAGGCUCGGCUCCCUGACACACCCCAGGGGCAGCCAUCCUCCAGGCCUGAACCCCAGACCCACCUGCACUCAGGUGGUGGGAGCUUCUAGGAAGGGCUGUGAGGUGAUCAUGCCCUCCCUGGCGUUCACCAGCACCUCCUUGAUGACUCCAUGUCCCCCAGGGUUGUUACACCCAUUUCUCAGAUGGGUGAGCGGAGGUCAGCUUGGGAAAGAACCACCUGCCUGCAGGCAGCGGCCUGACGGCAUCAGGUCUCUGACAGGACGCGCUAGCACAUUCACCACAGGCGUUGACAGCACCUGCCGUGACGUGCAGGACGUGCAGAGCGAGAAGGCUGUCUCGGGACACACCUGGGAUGCAGCUGCCAACCCAGAGUGCUGUCCACCCAAAGUGUAGGGACAGUGCUGCUGGCCAGUCCAGGAAGCCACUGUCCCCUCCCUGGGGCUGGAGGAGCCUUCUAACACCUGGAGCACAAGUGGGGUUCAGUUAGGAACACACGUGUAGCUGGGGAGCAGCAAGCUGUAAAGUGGGUGCGGGGUACCUUCAGGGCACUUUAGAGCAGGGCCGGCAGGCAGCAGCCCGGCUCCUGGACCUGUGGAAAGGCAGCUUCUGGGACCUGACCAUAGCGCAGCCUGUGUCAGGUCCCCUCCCCCUAAGUGUGAUGCACAAGAGGGUGUGGGGAAACCACUGUUCCCCAGGGGGUCGGAAAGGCUGCUUAGCAAAAACGGAGGAGUAGGUUUUCAGCGAUGGGGGAGGGGCAGCAGUGCUGCCCGGCCUGGGCCUGAGGGUCUGCACGUGCAGAAGGCCCGUCGUCCCACCAGGAGGAGCCCCAGAACACAGGGCCAGCCCCUCCGCAGCUUAUAGGGUGUUGUGUUCACACCCUGGAUCCCAGGAAGUCAUCACUGAAUUUCCCCCACUGACCCUGGCCCUAGGGAGGGGCAGAAACGUCCCCACUUCUCACAGGAGGGCGUGUCCUGACAUCCUGACGCCCAGGCAGCAGAGGCAGCCCUGGAACCUGGGAUCAUGGCCGGGCAGCAGGCUCUGGCCAGGCCCUGCGCUCACAGCCAAGCGGAGCCACAUCCCACGCCCAUCUGUGCACCAUCUGGUCCCUGCAGGAGGGACCCCUGCCUGUCAGACCAGACUGGAUGAACUGGGGUCCUUCCUGGGGGGUACAGAUGCCUCCCACUUGAGGACACCGCCCCACCCCUGCGUAGUCCCAGUUCAUCUCCAGCGGCUUGGCAGGAAGCCUUGUGCAUUUGGGGAGAGGGUCCCCCCUCCCCGGGCACACAGCCCCAGGGGACAGAGCGAGCCGUGGACCAGGUCUGUAAGAGCCCGGAGUGUCACGGUGGGUGGUGGUCUUACUCUUCUGUUAAAGCCAAACCCUUUUAUAAAACGUGCCCACCAACUCUGUGUCGUGCGAAGAAGGAGCAGCACAGAAGGGCGACCUUCUGUGUUGGGUUGUGAGAGACACGGUGAUGGUAGCAGCUGCUUCUACUCGGGCCUGCAAAGCAGGGCCUGGGUGCUCGCAGGAACCCACAAAGUACACGGCUCCCCCCAUCUUUCUGUAUACACCUACAUAAAUCAUCUUCGCAGAGAAG
Molecule: messenger RNA, 4205 nt
Organism: Hipposideros armiger (great roundleaf bat)
Lineage: Eukaryota; Metazoa; Chordata; Mammalia; Chiroptera; Hipposideridae
Gene: MMP17
Product: matrix metallopeptidase 17
Exons: 11
Coding region: 4-1953 (649 amino acids)
Biological process (GO): proteolysis; collagen catabolic process; extracellular matrix organization
Cellular component (GO): extracellular matrix
Molecular function (GO): metalloendopeptidase activity; zinc ion binding
Source: RefSeq, a predicted model, not a curated record